UUUCCCAGGGCAGUCAUUGGCUCUCUGGAACUAUAAGGCAUGCUCAUCCAGAAACAGCCUGAGAUUUUUCUUUCCCGGAGAGAGCCCGAAGUGAAUGAUAAGAAAAUCCAUCCUUGGCGUACCCUGGGAGAAAAAGCGGACAAGAGCAUUAUUCCUAUUGGCUUACUCGGAUUUAAGGUCCUGAGAACUGGAGGACUUGUCCCAGAUUAUAGAACGGGUCUUUGAGAACUUGACACAUGACUCACUGGAAAAUGACCCGUUUCCCCUUGGGUGGAAGCAGCUGUUGUGCUUGACUCCGGGCUAAUCGCGUGUCGUGUCCCCGCAGGGCAUGGAGGGGCCGGAGGCCCGGGAGCUGCAGGGCGCCGACGCGCUGCGCCGCUUCCAGGGCCUGUUGCUGGACCGCCGCGGCAUGCUGCACGGGCAGCUGCUGCGCCUGCGCGAGGUGGCCCGGCGCCUCGAGCGCCUCCGCCGGCGUUCCCUGGCGGCCAACGUGGCGGGCAGCUCGCUGAGCGCGGCGGGCGCGGUCGCAGCCAUCGUGGGACUCUCGCUCAGCCCCGUCACCCUGGGGGUCUCUCUGCUGGCGUCGGCCGUGGGGCUGGGGGUGGCCACCGCCGGAGGGGCCGUCACCAUCACGUCCGACCUCUCCCUGAUCUUCUGCAACUCCCGGGAGCUGCGGCGGGUGCAGGAGAUCGCGACCACCUGCCAGGACCAGAUGCGCGAGAUCCUGAGCUGCCUCGACUUCUUCCUUCGCGGGCAGGGCCGCGGGGACCGCCAGCUGCUGCAGAGCGGGAGGAACGCCUCCAUCGCGCUGUACAACUCGGUCUACUUCAUCGUCUUCUUUGGCUCCCGCGGUUUCCUCAUCCCCAGGCGGGCCGAGGGUGCCACCAGGAUUAGCCAGGCCGUGCUGAAGGCCAAGAUCCAGAAACUGGCCGAGAGCCUGGAGUCCUGCACCGGGGCUCUGGACGAGCUCAGCGAGCAACUGGAGUCCAGAGUCCAGCUCUACACGAAGAGCAGCCGUAGCCACGACCUCAAGAUCUCUGCUAACCAGUCCGCUGGGCUAUUUUUCUGAGAAUAUCUUUUCCCCCUAAUGACCGAGGCUAGAAACCAUCCCCAUGGGAUGCUCCAGAUUUGUAGCUCCCUCAGGAAAACACCAAGUUGGGUUAGGAGCUGAAUGCAAAGGAUGAGAAAAACUGUUUUUCAAGUGAGGGAUGGGGAUGUGUCCUCCCAACCCUUUUCCCAUCACUGUGACAUCCUGCCUGGGGCUGAGGGCUAGGGACUUUUUACCUGCCUGAUCCUGGUGGGAUAUGUGACGUGAAAACUAUUUUUCCUUUAUCAUCACCGUUCAGUCUUCACACCGCUGGGCACUCCUGAUUUAAAGGUGUUGCAGCAUCCCUGUCCCAGCCCCGGUGGGUGGUUUGAGCCGAGGCUGGAGAGGGUUGCAGACAUCGCCACCCUUUGGGUCUUCUCCAAGCCCCACUAGGCUUUGAAGUCCUCAAAAUACCUCUAAGAGGAGACACUAGCUUUAAAACCUCUCUGCCAGAGUUUCUGAGUACAAAGAAAUCCAGAAUCCAGAGCAAAUCAGACCCUCUCAGAACUGUGUAGGAGGAUUCAGAACCCAAGAGAGGCACCUCCCACUAACAUGCAUCCCCUCCCCUCUCAGCGUGCCCACUCAUAGAUCCAGCCUGGGGAUGGAGUGGACCUUCCUGGGUAUCUUCAUAUCCAGACCUCCAAGGUACUCUGAGAGGGGAAACCAACCGAACGAUCACCUAAGUCCCGCCCCCUUGCAGAAGAAACUGAGGCCAAGGAAGAGGAAAUGACUAACAGCUUCAUUUACUGACAUCAUAGCAUAGAGAAGGAAGCAAUGACUUUUGAGUUAGUCCUGGGUUUACUGUCUGAGACUUGGCUCACUGGUCUGUAAAAUGGAUGCUAAAACCUCACCCUGUUGGGAGGUAUUAAGUGAGAUAAAGUGCCAAGCACAGUGUCUGGGUCACAAAGUGUGGCCCCUGGGCUGGCAGCAUCACCUGGGGACUUGUUAGAAAGGCAAGUUCUUGGCCUCAACUCUAGACAUAAGGAGUCAGAAAUUCUGGAGGUGGGGCGCAGCAACCUGUGUUUAAACAAGCUCUUGGGGUGAUUUGAUGCCUGAUAAGGUUUGAAAACCGCUGCAAGGGAUGUUGGUUUCUGAUCCUCUGAUGAGCUUUCACGAAGUCUAUAGCCUCUCUGGGCUCCGUGGUCUUCACAGUCAUUCACAAAAAGUCAAGGACAGUGUCCCAGAAAUAAAAGAAAGAAGGUGCGUGGGGACGACUGUGUCGAUGCUUCCUGGGGCAAUUUCCUACCGGGUGAACUAAGGGAUGUAACAGAAUCAGCCCUUUAGAGGGCAGUGUUGCCCACUCGUUGUAAAAACUGGUACAGAAAGGAAUGUGAAUUUAAUGGAAAUUGACCUUUAUUACCUUCUCUGAAAACCUCCAGACCAUUUUUUAAUUAUUUAUUUUAAGUUUCUUAUUUAAUUACUGUUUAUUAUUAACAUUUAAUUUUAUUUAACCACAACAUUAGAAAAUAAUAGGAAUAGCAAGUUUCUGAAUGGGAGACUACUGGGGUUCUUUUCGGGAGAUGAAGUUGAGUUUGCCUUUCUAAGGUGGGCCAUGAGCUGAAAAUAGCAUUGCUUUCCUUGAAUAAGUCUCUCUCCUUCAGAGGGGAAUUUUCCCCCCCAGUGUUUUAAAUGAUCCUUUUAAGUAAAUGUGGGAAGUUCUGAAUAGAGAGACCAGGAGCUGAAUUUAAGCUUAUAAAUGGAGACUUGACUUGUCAAUAUAGAGAUGAUGCAAGCAUAUCUAUCCUGAAGGUACAAGACUUUGCCAGCAGUUAACACUUGACCUGAAAAGCCUUCCCUAUUUAGUUCAGGGGGAAAAAAACCAAUUAGAGGCAUAUGAAGGAAGCACUUGGAAGCCUGAUGUCCUGUGAAGUUGGGUUUUAUGGGCGUUAGACAAAUUAGCUUGUGUUAUGACGGUGAUGUGUUAUAUUUUCACUUUGGGAGCUGUAAGAAAUCUGUAAGCUGUCUCUUAGAAAAUACUUCCAAUUUCUUCAGUUUCCAUUCCUACAAAUGUAUUGUUGAAAAGUCUUUGGGACCACACGCACAAAAACACUUGGCUGUAUUAUUUAAUUAUCUAAUAUGCUUUAAAUUUACCCAGUUGACCCCCAUGCUUCCCAAUGAUGGCAGGGUGUCUGAGGAAGUGUAAUUUCAGUGCUGGGGAGAGGGGUUGAUGUUUCUAUAUUUUUGUUUUUCCUAUAAAUGGCAAUGGAUCUGUAUCCUGGUUUAUUCUGAAGUUGGUACCAGUUGUUUUUUUUAAACUGGUGUCAUUUCCUAGAUUGCCUUGCACAGAUGCAUUUUAGAUGACCAGAAUGUACUUCACAGGUUUGUGUUAUGUUAUAAAGGUACACUCACUGCCUAACCUCAUCUUUUAUUAAUGCUUAAGUUUGAAUUAUAUUCUUCCAGUGCCUGAGCUGUUCCCUAGAAAUAAACUGGGCACUUUUGGAAGCCCCAGCCUCAGCAGCAGCAGCAACCAUUUCAUAUUAUUAGGGUAUUUUGCAUGUAUCAAAGUCUUAAACUUUUGAAGUUAUAAUUUCAGUGACCCACUGUACAUCUAAGGCAGGGUGUCUACUUUGGAACAAUACUUUGCACGUUAUAGGAGCUCAGUAAAUGCAUUUGAAUAAUUUAAUGAACUGCUUAACCAUAUUAAGAGGAAUUUGUUGAUAAUGAAAGAGCAUCUAUCCUCUUAUGUGUCUGUUAUAAAGUUGGAAACCUCUACCAGGAUUUAAGUGAAGUUCAGUUAAAUGGAUCCUAGAGACGAGCAUUUUCUUUAUUUCUUUUGUGGGAAUGUGAAUAAGGCUUUUCCUUAAGGUCUUCGUUCUAUAAAACAGAUUGAAAUGGUAUGUUGUAAAGGGAAGAAGAUAAAGGGGUAUUUAGAUUACAAGCGUACUUCAGAAAAAUAUCCGAGUUUGAAAAAUAAAUAUGUUCGUAUUGAAGGUUUAAGUGCUUCUGCUGGUUUCUGGGGUUUACAAUCAUUUGGAUUGUUUUCUUUCACAAUAAAGGAGAUUCAUUUGGUUCUGCA
Balaenoptera musculus (blue whale) is the source of this 4103-nucleotide messenger RNA. It is a transcript of the gene APOLD1, whose product is annotated as apolipoprotein L domain containing 1. Lineage: Eukaryota; Metazoa; Chordata; Mammalia; Artiodactyla; Balaenopteridae. The coding region runs from base 329 to 1069 and encodes 246 amino acids. Gene Ontology annotation, molecular function: lipid binding. The transcript has 2 exons. Gene Ontology annotation, biological process: lipid transport; lipoprotein metabolic process. The record is from RefSeq and is a predicted model, not a curated record. Gene Ontology annotation, cellular component: extracellular region; membrane.